Molecule: messenger RNA, 1644 nt
Organism: Saccharomyces mikatae IFO 1815
Lineage: Eukaryota; Fungi; Ascomycota; Saccharomycetes; Saccharomycetales; Saccharomycetaceae
Gene: CTS1
Product: chitinase
Exons: 1
Coding region: 1-1644 (547 amino acids)
Biological process (GO): carbohydrate metabolic process; chitin catabolic process
Cellular component (GO): extracellular region
Molecular function (GO): chitin binding; chitinase activity
Source: RefSeq, a predicted model, not a curated record
AUGUCCCUCCUUUACACCAUCCUUCUAUUUACACAACUUUUAUUAUCGCCAACCAAUGCUUUUGAUAGUUCUGGUAACACAAAUAUUGCUGUUUACUGGGGUCAAAACUCAGCGGGAACACAAGAAUCUUUAGCCACUUACUGUCAAUCUUCUGAUGCCGAUAUUUUCCUCCUGUCUUUCUUGAACCAAUUUCCGACCCUUGGUUUAAACUUUGCCAAUGCAUGCUCCGAUACUUUUUCCGAUGGAUUACUUCACUGUACUCAAAUUGCCGAGGAUAUUAAGACUUGCCAAUCGCUAGGUAAGAAAGUUCUAUUAUCUUUAGGUGGUGCAUCUGGUAGUUACUUAUUUGCAGAUGAUUCUCAAGCAGAAACUUUUGCCCAAACUUUAUGGGAUACUUUUGGCGAAGGCACUGGUGCUAGUGAACGGCCAUUUGACUCAGCUGUUGUUGAUGGUUUUGAUUUCGAUAUCGAAAACAAUAACAAAGUGGGUUAUAGUACCUUAGCCGCCAAAUUGAGAAUUUUAUUUGCCGAAGGCACCAAGCAGUAUUACCUUUCUGCCGCUCCCCAAUGUCCAUACCCAGAUGCUUCUGUUGGUGACUUGUUAGAAAAUGCAGACAUUGAUUUUGCGUUCAUCCAAUUUUACAAUAAUUACUGCAGUGUUAGUGGCCAAUUCAAUUGGGACACCUGGUUAACUUAUGCUCAAACUGUAUCCCCAAACAGAAAUAUUAAGCUCUUUUUAGGUUUGCCUGGUUCCGCUUCUGCUGCCGGUUCUGGUUAUAUUUCUGAUGUUUCUUUAUUACAAUCAACAAUUGGUGAGAUAAGUUCCUCAAGUUCUUUCGGUGGUAUUGCGUUAUGGGAUGCAUCUCAAGCCUUUUCCAACCAGCUAAAUGGGGAACCAUAUGUGCAGGUUUUGAAAGAUUUACUAAAAAGUGCUAACUCGGUUUCAACUUCAUCGAUUACAACUUCAAAAUCCACAGUUACAUUGACUUCAUCUAGUUCUACUUCUCAGAAAAUAGCUACUAAAACAAAGACAUCUAUACAGAGUAAGAGCAAAAUCACUUUAUCGCCAACGCUCAGCCACACUGACAAAACAUCAACUACGAAAACAAAAAACACAUCUAGGAGUACCACCAAGACAAAAUCUAUUCCAGCUGCAACCACAACUAAAUCUGCUUCGAAUCCCUCUACUACCACAAGUACAAGAAGCACUCUAUCUUCCCUCAUAACCACUUCUACCGUAAUAACCCCUCAAACACCCAUCUCUAGCACAGUUCUUCCAACAUUGGCUCAAACGAUAACUACUAGCACACUAUCGCCAACAACCACAAGCUCUCCAGCGGUAUCCGUGCAAACGACUACCGUUAACACACUUUCUCCAACAACGACGGGUACAAGUGUAGAAAAUACAGCUCAUACAACAGCUAAACAAUUGAAUGCCCAAUAUGCAGCUGGCCAAUUGAACGGUAAGUCCACUUGUGAUGAAGGUGAAAUUGCAUGUUCUGCUGAUGGAAAACUGGCUGUUUGUGAUCAUAGCGCUUGGGUUUAUAUGGAAUGUGCUCCAGGAACUACGUGUUAUGCUUAUGAUUCUGACAAUUCGGUCUAUACUCAAUGUAAUUUCUCUUAUCUGGAAAGCAAUUUUUUUUAA